Messenger RNA from Nymphaea colorata (pocket water lily), 1740 nucleotides. RefSeq names its product BTB/POZ domain and ankyrin repeat-containing protein NOOT1-like. The transcript has 2 exons. Lineage: Eukaryota; Viridiplantae; Streptophyta; Magnoliopsida; Nymphaeales; Nymphaeaceae. Gene Ontology annotation, molecular function: protein binding. Gene Ontology annotation, biological process: plant organ development. The coding region runs from base 245 to 1657 and encodes 470 amino acids. The record is from RefSeq and is a predicted model, not a curated record.
GUUUAGGCAUCCCAUCAGCAAUGGAGCGACUGAAUGUUUCUCUUUUCUCUCUCCAAACCCCAAGGCUGAGUUCAUCUCACUGUUUUUCAGAUGAUAUCGUCAAUCAUCAGUUGAAGAAUCCCAACUGAAAGAAAGCAAGAAAACGAGAUCAGAAUUUUUUUUUUUUUCCACCACCAUCUUUCCAAUCAAAUCUGUCUAUCAAAAGAAAGUGUUUGAGCGGUCUGAGAGGAGAAGAAAGAGAAGGAUGAGCUUCGAGGAAUCGAUGAAGUGUUUGUCGCUGGAUUAUCUCAACCUGCUGAUCAACGGGCAGGCGUUCAGCGACGUGACGUUCAGCGUGGAGGGGAGGUUGGUGCACGCCCACAGGUGCAUCCUUGCGGCGAGGAGCCUCUUCUUCCGGAAGUUCUUCUGCGGGCCUGAGGCGGCAGCGGCGGCGGCGGCAGCUGGACUGGGAGUUGAUUUGAGGGGGAUGAUGCAGCAGCAGCAGCCGGGGCCGGCCUCGGGGAGGCCCGGUGUGAUGGCCGUGCCCUGCGCGCAGGUGAUUCCGGUGAACUCGGUGGGAUACGAGGUCUUCCUGCUGCUGCUGCAGUUUCUGUACAGUGGGCAGGUGAGCAUCGUGCCGCAGAAGCACGAGGCGAGGCCCAAUUGCACUGACCGCGGGUGCUGGCAUGCCCAUUGCACCUCCGCCAUCGAGCUCGCACUCGACACCCUCGCCGCCUCCCAGUACUUCGGCGUCGAGCAAUUGGCGCGCCUCAUUGAGAAGCAGCUAGCUACGAUGGUGGAGAAGGCCUCCAUUGAAGAUGUCAUGAAGGUGCUGAUGUCGUCAAGGAAGCAGGAGAUGCACCACCUUUGGUCAACUUGCUCCCACCUGGUGGCGAACUCUGGCCUGCCCUCAGAGAUCCUCUCCAAGCACCUCCCCAUAGACGUUGUCUCCAAGAUAGAGGAGCUCCGCCUCAACUCCACCCUCACCCGCCGCUCCCUCCUCCAUGAUAUGGGCGGCGCCACGUCCUCCUCCUCCCCCUCCGCCACCACCUGCGACGACAAGCCCCAGAAGAUCCGGCGGAUGCAGCGGGCCCUCGACUCGUCCGACGUCGAGCUUGUUAAGCUGAUGGUCAUGGGGGAAGGCCUGAACCUUGACGAAGCCCUCGCCCUCCAUUACGCCGUCGCCAACUGCAGCCGUGAGGUAGUGAAGGCCCUGCUGGAACUCGGAGCCGGGGACGUCAACCACCGGGCGGAGCCCAGCCGGAAGACGCCGCUCCACAUUGCGGCAGAAAUGGUGAACCCGGACAUGGUGGCCGUGCUGCUGGACCACCACGCUGACCCGAACGUCAGGGCCGCCGACGGCACCACGCCCAUCGACAUUCUUCGGUCGCUCACCUCCGACUUUCUGUUCAAAGGUGCAGUUCCCUGCCUCCCCCACAUUGAGCCCAACAAGCUCAGGCUCUGCCUCGAGCUGGUCCAAUCUGCGGCAUUAGUCCUCUCCCGGGACGAACGCAACGGCGGCGGCGGCGGCGGAACCCCAGCUACUGAAACCGGUCAGAUGGUAUAUCUCAAUCUUGGUGGUGCAGAUUUGGCUUGUAAAUACGAUGGUGAGUCCGGAAACGAUGGUGAUAGGUACUGUCAUCACAUUCCGGGGUCUCUCUACUCACACGGGUUCUAGCCAAUUGCACUCUGUACUCUCCUUUUUACUAGCAAGAUCUGAAUCGAUGCGACAAUGUCCAUUUCAACUUUUCCUUUUCUUAA